Messenger RNA from Larimichthys crocea (large yellow croaker), 7042 nucleotides. It is a transcript of the gene znf106a, whose product is annotated as zinc finger protein 106a. The record is from RefSeq and is a predicted model, not a curated record. Gene Ontology annotation, molecular function: RNA binding; SH3 domain binding. Gene Ontology annotation, cellular component: cytosol; membrane. Bases 147 to 5342 code for a protein of 1731 amino acids. Lineage: Eukaryota; Metazoa; Chordata; Actinopteri; Sciaenidae. Gene Ontology annotation, biological process: insulin receptor signaling pathway. The transcript has 22 exons.
GUGAACGCACCCCGUGACGUAGUUCCGUGUGGGGGCGAGGUGGAGGCGGAUGUUGUUGUUAGCCUCGGAGGUGUAGGAGAAGAUGCAGCAGCGCCGACACUUCUGGACGUUUUAAAGUGAUGGGCUGAUUUCCACUUUUGUUCAAGAUGGCGAGAGACAGAAAGUGCAUCCUUUGUGAGACGGUCUACGUCUCCAAGCAGGAGAUGGACGAGCACAUGAGGAGCAUGCUGCACCACCGCGAGCUGGAGAAGCUCAAAGGCCGGGACUGCGGACACGAGUGCAGAGUGUGCAAGGUGACGGUGGUGAGCCUGACCGAUUACGCCAGCCACAUUUCCAGUCCCACGCACAAGCAGAAUGUGGAGGCUGCCGAGCGAAAGAACGCUGGGAAUGACCACGAAGAGGACUACUUUGAUCCGGUCCUGGUGGACCUGAUUGAGAAGAGAAAAGAGCAGAUCAGGAAAGACAAAGAGGCUGCUGCUGCAAAGCUCGCACAAGAAGAAGAGGAUCGAAGGAGAAAGGAGGAGUUUCAACAGAGGUUAAAGGACGCUAAGGAGCGUUACCGGCUGGAGUGUGCCCGGAAGCAGCAGCAACAGUCGCAAGGGUUCAAUGGAUCCACUCAACAGACUUCAUGGUACAGAGGCAACAGAUACAAUGGCAGAGCAGGGGAGGCACAACCCUGGCAACACGGCAGACAGGGGAAGAGCGCCACCUGGCACGCUCAGGAGCCUCCCAACUUUCAGAAAUGGUCGUCUGGAGCAUUUGCUGGCGGAAGCUUGCAUAGCCAGGGAGGAUGGGGCAACAGGCAAUGGGAUCAGGGUGCAAUUUCUGGCAAUCAACGAAGUCGAUUGCCUUGGCUCAGCAACGGGGGCAGUAGUAACGGGGUUUAUGGCUGGAAUAAUAUUUCCCAGAACCCACAAAGGGGCCGUCCGCUGAGCUUUUUGGGGUCUUCUUCCAUGUAUCCACCUUUCACCCAGGCUCUUAGCAAGUUUCAAAAUACAGGUAAUAAUACAGGUAAUAACCAGGGAGGUCAGCAGGGUGAUGGGCCCCAGAAUGGGGAGGGACAAACAGCAGAACCUGACCACAACAGUAGUAAGAGCUCUAAGACCUUUGGUAGCAAUCCAAAGCUGGACAAAACCUGUCGCUGGUCACCUUAUCCGGUCACAAAGAGUUUAGAAUCUGUACCCCAUAAAGAUACCAACCCAAGUUCAUCAGAGAAAUACCCCAAAGUCCCUAAAGUCCAGAAGCAAGACAAGGCACCGGAAACCAGUGCCUCCACCCGGCAGCCCCAACCUGAACAGAAACCAGGGCAGUUGACCUCGAGUGGACAAGGAGUGGAAGAAAAAUGUAGGCAUAAAACGAACCCCAAAACCAAACCCAGAGAUCGGAGUAGCAGCGGCAGCAGAAGCAGCAGUGCUCAGAGAGAUGGCCAACAGAACUCUGCAUCUGAUCCCUCCAGUCAGAAUGCGAGUAAGUCUUUGCUACAUAAAGACAAGAAGAGGUCUUCGGUACUCGGUCUGAACAGUGGAGCUCAGCUCAGCAAGGCCUCCAGUCAAACGCUCGUACAAUUAAAAUCAACUCCAGCUAAGCAGAGUGGAUUCAAUCCCCAGGCUCCACCUGUCGGGCUCCUUCAGUCGAGACAAGAACGGCAGCUUCCAGAGACAUUAAAGAGAGCCCGGCAGAUAGUGUUAGAGAAGAGGGCCUCUUUGGAGAGGUCCAGAAGCAACAGUAUGGAAAUGGCGCUGCACAUCGUGGAGGAGCAGCAGAGGGAUCACGCACAGAGUCAGGUUGGAGUAAACAAAGAAAACAGCUGCAGGCAGAACGCAGCUAAACCAAAUGUGCCCGACUCACUCGGGUCAGAGAAGCCUGCAUUGCAGUCUUCAGACAGCAGCCAGUUCCUCCAAUCACUGCAGGUUAGCACCUCUACCAUGGAGAGCUCGGAGGCUGCAGCCUUGAGUAAGGAAGAUGAGGAGAGCGGGAAGAAAGAAGGGAAGGAAACUGACGCCAUGCAUGCUGCCGAAGCAGGGCAGAGCUCUGAGAGCGACACCUCCAGAAGCGGUGAAGCGCAGGCGGUCUCGGGGUCAAACACAUCAAGUUUGUCCAAACUCGACCUUCCUCCGGUCUUAAAACGUGACCUGACCAAACACAUCAGCUCCAAGAGCAAAACAGGCAGCCACGAGCCCAACCUGAACAUCGCCAGGCGGGUGAGAAACCUGAGCGAGUCACGGAGGAGUGACACGGAAAAAGACUCCGGGCUCAAACCGACCGUACGGCAGCUCAUCAGCUCCUCCGGGUCUCGACGCAAUGUGAACUGGGAGCAGGUGUACCAGGAGGUCCGGAAGAAGCAAGACAAAGGAAAGGGCAUGCCGAGGUUCGGGAUAGAGAUGGUGCCAUUAGACCAGGAGGACCAGAGCCAGGAGGAAGGCGACAUUCCCCUGCUCGAGGGUUUCCAAUGGGACUCGUUGAUGGACACCUCCACCACCUCCCGAAAACGCUCCUUAUCAGAGAGCAGCGUCACCCCAGCGUCCACUCACUCUCUGUUCACAACCCUGAUGUCGAAGGAGGCGGCACAGAAAGAAGUCCUCGGCUCGGAGCAGCAGGGAUCCUCGCUUUCUCCGCAAGGGAGCAAAGACAGCCGGCGUCAGGAAGAAGUGGAGCAGAUGCUCGGUCAGCUCGACGCUAAAGCACAGAAGCAGCCCGAGAAACUGACGUCAGUGACGGUGAAGGCUCUCCAGAGGUCUGAUUCAGUGCUCGGGGACAGCAGCUCCGGGACGGAGCAGUAUGACGGCCAGGGAACAGGAAAGAGGCGAAGAGCAGCUGGGGAUAUUCCAAGUGCAGAGACUUCCUGCUUGGAGCACAAUAACAAAAGAAGGAAGGUCAAAUCCAAAAAAGAGCGUCUACAGAUCGACCAGCUGCUGGCCGUUUCUCUGCGGGAGGAAGAGCUGAGUCACUCCCUGCAGACUGUGGACACCAGCCUGAUCCAGGCCCGGGCUGCUCUGGAGGCCGCCUACAUCGAAGUGCAGCGCCUCAUGGUGGUUAAACAGCAGAUGACUGGAGAGAUGAACACGCUGAGAAACAAGCGCAUCGAGUUACUAAAAGGGAUGCAAGGUAUUCGGGAGGAAGAGCCUCGGGUCAGACUGAAAGAAGAGAAGAUGGAUUCAGUGGAAGCCGAGCCACGCAUACCCUCCUCUGUGAUGGACUCUCCUGCUGCUGAUCCCAGUCCUGGUCCUCCUGCUGAGCGUGCCUCCCCUCCCUCUUCCAGCCUUCCCUUCACGCCUGUCGUCAUCAAGCAGGAGCCUCAGUCUCCAAUUAACGUCAGCUCAGAGCACGACCCUGCAGACGACAUAACCCACUGCGCACACAGCACCACUCCAGAGCUGCCUGUUGCUUCCGCUGCAGCCUCUCCUUCAGAUGCUGCCCUUAAUUUCCAGCCGUCUCCUGAAAGAAAGCCUGAAACAGAACAUAACUGGGAGUCCUUCAGCGAGCCUGCAGACUGCAAAGAGAGUGUCUCAGGGCUGGUUGAGACGACGGAAAAGGCCACACAGGCAACAAGGAACUGUCUCUCUCCUUUGUCUGACUCCAAAGCUGCCAUAAACCUUCUGUCAGCCAGCAGCAGAGGCUCCGAGGUGGCAAGUGUCAACUGUGCAGCCACGCACUCCUUCGAGCCGCCCUCAGUCCCUAUGCCUGCCUCGCCCUCUGAGCUGAAGAACGGGAAGCGCGUGAGGAAGCUGAAAAAGAGGAAAGUGCUGAAGAAGGCCCAGGGGACAGAGCAGCCCGAGAGCAGCGACACAGAACUCGAUGGAGAGGCCUUGAGGCCGAGGUGGCUCCGAACACGCAGGAGGCAGAGCUCUCAGGUCAGCACCUCCACCCAGCCUUCAGAAGACAGAGACGCUGACGUGAACAUGGAGGCCGUCGAGGAGGCCUCCAGGCAGCUGCCUCCAGCCAUCAAACAAGAGAAAGCGUCCCCUAAACACAUGGUGGAGCUUCCCCAGGCUGCCCCAGCCGAACUCACGUUGAACGUGGAUUUAGAAGAAAGCAUGGAGGUCACUGCAGCCUGUCCACAGCCCCACAUUGAUGCCCCAGUUCCAGCUCAACCUCCAGCCCAGGUCCCAGACUCCUCCAAGCCUGAGCCACAGAGCCUGGCCUACAACGAGGUCACCUCCACCAGUGAUAUGGACAUCUGUAAAUCCUCUGAGAGUGAUAUUCCGUUCCCAAUCACGAACCCCAAGAUAGCGAAGUCUUCAUCAGAUGCGUCGUCCGACCACGGUGAGGAUGAUUUGCCCACUGAGGGCGUGUUUGAGGGCCACCAGGAGGCGGUGAACGCCAUGCAGAUCCACAACGGGCUGCUGUACACGUGCUCGGGGGACCGGACUGUCCGAGUCUUCGACCUGGUGAGUCAUAAAUGUGUCGGCGUGUUUGAGGGUCACAGUUCCAAAGUGAGCUGCCUGUUUGUGUCCGCCGCUCCCUGCCUGCAUCAUCGUCUUUACUCCGGCUCCAGCGAUCAGACCAUCCGCUGCUACAGCCUGAAGACACGAGAGCUGGAGCAGCAGUUCUCUCUGUCAGACCGAGUCCUCUGCAUGCACAGUCACUGGAAGUUUCUGUACGCUGGUCUGGCAAACGGCACGGUGGUGACCUUUAACCUCAAGACAAACAAACAGACGGACGCGUUCGAGUGCCACGGCCCGCGAGGCGUGAGCUGUCUGGCCUCGUCGCAGGAGGGAGCCCGGAGGAUCCUGCUGGUCGGCUCCUACGACAGCACCAUCAGCGUGAGAGACGCCAAGAACGGACUGCUGCUGCGUACGCUGGAGGGACACACCAAGACGGUGCUCUGCAUGAAGGUUGUCAAUGAUCUGGUGUUCAGUGGAUCCAGUGAUCAGUGCGUCUACGCACACAACAUCCACACAGGAGAGCUGGUGCGGGUCUAUAAAGGUCACAGUCAUGCCGUCACCGUAGUGUCCAUCCUGGGGAAAGUGAUGGUGACCGCCUGCCUGGACAAACUGGUCCGCGUCUACGACCUACAGUCUCAUGAGCAGCUGCAGGUCUACGGUGGACAUAAGGACAUGGUGAUGUGUAUGGCUAUCCACAAGAACAUGAUCUACACGGGCUGUUACGAUGGCAGCGUGCAGGCCGUCAAGCUGAACCUGAUGCAGAACUACCGCUGCUGGUGGCACGGCUGUUCGCUGGUGUUCGGGGUGAUGGAGCACCUGCAGCAGCACCUGAUCAACGACCACACCAGUGCCAAGUUCCAGAAGCUUCCAGAAGAGUUUUUCUGUGCACGCAACAGCUCCAAGCAGGGGAUGCACAUGCAGAAACGUGCUGAGGAGCAGAUUGAACUGGAGCCUUAAAGCUGGCGGGGACGUGGUUUCUCGCUGAGCCUUCUUCCUGCUCUCUUUACCCCCCCCUGCUGUUAACCUCCCAUAUUGGGGGGGAUGUUUGGGACCCACUUGAGUAAGUGGCGUCCGACGACUCCAUCCUUUAUGUUCAGUGUUGGAAUCCAACCAUAAUACAAUCAUGAAAGGAGGGUUGGUGUUUGUUUUUUUUUUUACGUUCUACAGAAACACGCCUUCCUCUCUCCGACUGUCUGACCACUGCAGCUCCUCUUUUCACUGACCAAACAAGACAAAGAAACUUUUGUUUAUUGAAGAAACUCCAGCGUUGCCGCUAACAGAGGCGUCUGCUCCGCUUUUCUGUCCCAACAGAAACAAUAACCAUCUUUUUUUUUUUUUGGUUUUCCCGGAUCGUUUGGCUCCAAUAUGGCAUGGGCUCAGAGAUGUUUUUAUCGUUGUCGUGCAGUUGUUGAUGUGUCACGUUGAGCAACCUAUAACUUCUUUUUCUUUUUCUUUUAAUUAAUUAAAGGUCCAGUGUAGAGUUUGGCGGCAUCUAGUGGUGAGGCUGCAGACUGGAACAGACUGAACAGCCCUCGCCUCUCCCUCGUAGUUUUAAGCACGAGGGAGAAACUACAGCGGCCGUGAAACUUGUGAAAAAUGAGAAUGUAGAGCCGGCGUUUGGUUUGGACCCGCUCCAUCUAUAAAGUCUCAUACACACAUAGGUAACACUGGACCUUUAAGGUGCCAUUAUUUAACUUUAACAAUAAUGAGUGAUUCAAAGUUUUCAUGGUGUCGUCUCCGGGACUGUGCUUCAGUUCGACGGUUCUUUUAUUUUUGAAGGAGUUUCAUUGGAGUGAGAAUUUAUUUAUUUUUGGUUUGAUUUUAUUUUAUUUUCAGGAAAAAUCUUUUUGUUAGCGGUUUUAGGAUUACAUGAAUCUUUUUUUUGUUGUUGUUGUUGCUCACUGAUAUUGAAGCGUUGAGGGACUUUUGGUGCAGUGUUGUGUGACUUGGCCUCAGGUUGCCAUUUGAGGAUUUACAUUUGCAGUGAUAACAGAACCAAGACGUGGUCACGGUGUGUUCGUGUUUAUCCGUGUCGGGUUUAUUCUUCUGAAUGUUGACGGAGACGUUUGACCCUCUUUGGUGGAGCCUGUUUUGCACGAGUGCGAGUGUGACGUACUGUUUUUACUCCUCCGGAGAGAAUGUCGUCUUUUUUGGAAUUUUUAUAUAUUUGUAGCGUCGAGCAGAAGGAGCUGCUGAUUUUCCACAGUUUUCAAAAUAAAGUGAGGAGGUGAAGGAUGUUUCGAGGAGGUGUUUGAUGGAAGAGCCUGAAGGGAAGAAUUAGGAUUCAUCUCCCAUGCCAUGCCUCACCCCCUAAAAGAAUAUAUAUAUAUUUAAAGGCGUAUUCAACAUGUUUUAACCCGUACGAAAAAGCCCAGCCGAUGCUCUUUCGCGUACUUUGUUGUGGUUUCAGCUCUUUUUUGUUUUUGAGGAUUUGUCCUCAGCAGAGUUCAUCUGACGUUCUCACAGCCGCCGUCUUCCAAACUCGCCUCAUCCGCCGUGGAAAAAAAAAAAGCGCGCAGCAGCUCACCUCGGAGCCGGCAUUCCUGAGUUUCUUCGAGUUUUUUUUUCAGUUUGUUAUUAAAGUUGUGAAGAGAUAUUUUCUAAGAAAGUGCUAAAAUCUAAAACAUUGUUUAAAAAUAAAAAAACAUGUUGCAACA